This is a messenger RNA of Rhagoletis zephyria (snowberry fruit fly), 1792 nucleotides long. Its product is annotated as WD repeat-containing protein 20. Lineage: Eukaryota; Metazoa; Arthropoda; Insecta; Diptera; Tephritidae. Gene Ontology annotation, molecular function: protein binding. The record is from RefSeq and is a predicted model, not a curated record.
AUAUGAAUAUUUUGUUAACAUUUAAUAAUAAUAAAAAUAUGAAAAAUCCUUUUUUUCUUCCCAACAGGGAGCGGAAAUGACAAAACCAAUCGACAAGAAAUUCUACAAAGGCACUAAUCCCAGUUGUCAUGAUUUCAAUGCGACAUCAGCCACAUCUACUGGUGCGCCGCUGCUCGUAGGAUUCACAACAGGGCAAAUUCAGCUUGUUUCACCACAGCCAGGACCGCGUGAAUUACGAAAGCUAUAUAAUGAAGAACGGCUUAUUGAUAAGACCAAAGUGACAUGCUUAAAAUGGUUACCAAAUUCACCGAAUUUAUUUCUGGCAUCACACGCCUCUGGCAAUCUGUAUUUAUACAACGAGGAUCUACCCUGCACACCGACUGCACCCAAUUAUCAGCCCUUCAAAAUGGGCGAUGGCUACACAAUACUCACCUGCAAAUCCAAGUCAACGCGCAAUCCACUCUAUAAAUGGAUAUUCAACACUGAGAAUUGUUGCAUCAAUGAGUUUUGCUUCUCCCCAUGUGGCUCGAAUUUGGCCAUCGUAUCGCAGGAUGGAUUUCUUCGUGUAUUUCACUAUGAUACCAUGGAGUUGCUUGGCAUUGCUCGUUCCUACUUUGGUGGUUUUUUAUGUGUAUGUUGGUCGCCAGAUGGCAAAUAUAUUGUGGUGGGCGGUGAGGACGAUCUAGUGACGGUAUGGUCCCUGCAUGAGCGACGUGUGGUCGCACGGGGACAAGGUCAUCGCUCCUGGGUGUCAGUGGUGGCAUUUGAUCCGUAUACCACAUCGUAUACCAACUGGGAUGGUGGUGAUUUUUCAGACGACGAAAAUCAAAUGAAUGAAUAUAGUGUUGGACGAGAAGCGCGUUUCUCUGCCGAUUCAACUGCUAAUGGAUUUGAUUUUCCCACUGGAAUGAGCGGUGUUGCGCAUGACAAAAACUCAACACCGAAUAACUUACGGCAACGGCCACACUCAGCAUCUUUUCGUUCAGAUGCGUCCUCGUCGGCGGCAUUAGCGCCUGAUAAAUUGGCAAUCAGCUACCGCCUUGGUUCGGUCGGACAAGACACACAGAUUUGCCUGUGGGACAUAACAGAAGAUGUGCUACGGCACCCGCUGUCGCUGCGCCAGCGAGUCAAUAGCGUAAAUUUAAAUGACACUAGUUAUAUGAACGGCGGUAUAGAUGCUGAUGGCAUUAAAGUGAUACGGCCAAUAGCCAUAGGUAAUAUAUCGGGAUCCUAUCCGGCACCCCAAAAUGCCAGCAGUCCAACGAAAGAAACGGUAGGGCCUGAGAACAACAGCAACAGCAGCUCAAGUAAAUUUUCCACGGCGAACUGCACCAUAUCAUCCCAAUCGUCGAAUGCCAAUACGCCACCGGAUGAAGCUGGACCAGCCGGCGCAAACCCCAAUGCGAACAGCAACAGCAGCAAAGCAAACAAUUCAAACAAGGCGAACGCAACAGGCAACAUCAAGGACAACGUUUCUACCUUCUCCACGUCCGGCUACAACAGCAAGAACUCGAACAGUUCCACCAAGUCUUCAGAUUCAAGCGUCUCAGCAUUCAACAGUCUCACGCAACGAUUGUCGAAUUUUAGCUUUCUGAGCAACUCUGAUAAGAAGACCUCAUCAAUUUCCGGUUCCUUUGAUGCAUCGCAAAUCGCAGCGACGCAUCGCACACAUCGCAAGGGCAUGAGCCUGCUCAAGUCCAACAACCAAGCCAACAGUAAUCACAACCACCAACAAUACGGCACGGGCAGUAGCACAUCAGCUGGCAUCGGCAUGGACCUCAGUAGCAGCAGC